This is a messenger RNA of Nerophis lumbriciformis (worm pipefish), 2079 nucleotides long. Its product is annotated as neuroepithelial cell-transforming gene 1 protein-like. Lineage: Eukaryota; Metazoa; Chordata; Actinopteri; Syngnathiformes; Syngnathidae. The record is from RefSeq and is a predicted model, not a curated record. Gene Ontology annotation, biological process: positive regulation of Rho protein signal transduction; intracellular signal transduction. Gene Ontology annotation, molecular function: guanyl-nucleotide exchange factor activity.
UCUGAUUGGUCCGCUUCCAAGAAUCCGCCAUAUUCAAACUUCCGCAGUGUUGUGUGUGUGCGCUGUUAUUCUCCAGCUUCUUUCUUCUACAAUUCACGUCAACUUUCCAUUAUUGGACCACAAAAAUCUCGCCAAGCUGUCACCGCAGGUGAUUACAGUCCGAAGUCUGCUGAGAAAUGGAAGAAAGCGAGGAAGUGAACGGAGGGACGUCGGUGGAAAAGCCCAAACUGCGGCGGACGUCAUCGAGGUUGUCCACCGUCAGUGUUAUCAGUGCGGCGGAGCCAUCGCCACAAAGUCUCCGGAGAAAUAACUCCAAAAAACCUCCAUUGCAGAGAGGCAGCUCCUUCACCUUUCUUACCCCAGGGACACCUUGGGACUUCACUCUGAAGAGGAAACGCAAAGAGAAGGACGAAGACACGGUCAGCUUGUCCAGUUUCGACCUGAAGGAACCCACUAACAAGCGGGUGAGGCCACUCACUCGAGUCUCCUCUCUGGUCAACUUCAUAUCUCCAUCCAAGAAUGGGGCCGUGCGACGUUUCGGUCAGACUAUCCAGUCCAUGUCCAUGCGUGGGGAUUCCAAGUCUCCCGGGGCGUCCCUCAAGGGCGGCGGCAGGGUGCCAGGCCCCACACCCACCAAGCGCCGGAACAGCACGUUGUGGUCGGAGACGCUGGGCGUUCACCAGAAGAGCUCGUUCUCCUCCAAGGAGAUCAAGAGACAAGAGGCAAUUUAUGAGCUCUUCAGGGGAGAGCAGGAUCUCAUCGAAGAUCUCCAACUCGCACGAAAGGCUUACCAUGACCCCAUGCUCAAGCUCUGCAUCAUGACAGAGGAGGAACUGGCCCACAUCUUUGGGGACCUGGACGCCUACAUCCCCCUGCACGAAGAUCUUCUCGUGAAACUGACGGAAGGAACAGGCUCCGACGGGACAGUCGCUCAGAUAGGACAGACCAUGAUCGACUGGCUUCCAGGCCUGAACGCCUACAAGAACUACUGCAGCAACCAGCUGGCCGCCAAGGCGCUGCUGGACCAGAAGAAGCAGGACCGGCAGGUGCAGGACUUCCUCCAGCGCUGCCUGGAGUCGCCCUUCAGCAGGAAGCUGGACCUGUGGAGCUUCCUGGACAUCCCCCGCUCGCGCCUGGUCAAAUACCCGCUGCUGCUGAGAGAGAUCCUCCGACACACUCCCGCGGACCACCAGGACGUGGCCAGCCUGGAGAGAGCUAUUAGCAUAAUCCAGGAGAUUCUGUCGGACAUCAACGUGAGGAAGGGCGAGUCCGAGUGCCAGUAUUACAUGGACAAGCUGGAGUACCUGGACGACAAGCAGCGGGACCCUCUGAUCCAGGACUGCAAGAACCUUCUGUGUCACGGGGAGCUGAGGAGCAAAAGCGGCUUGAGGCUGCACGCCUUCCUGUUCUCCGAGCUGCUGGUUCUGACCCGAGCGGUGACGCGGAACGACAGGAGCUGCUUCCAGGUGUACAGGCAGCCCAUCCCGGUUCGGGACCUGGCACUGGAAGACCUGCAGGAUGGAGAGAUCCGCAUGGGGGGCUCAUUCAGGGGCGCUUUUACCAAUGGAGAGAAAGCGAAGAAUAUUUUCCGCGUGAGCUCAGUGGACCCCGCCCACGGCCAGUCGCACACGCUGCACGUCAACGAUGUUUACCACAAGCAGCAGUGGCUCAACAGCCUGCGCGGCGCCAUGGCUCAGCACGAGGCCGCCCGAGCCGAGCGCCGCUCCUCCACCCUCGACGAGGAGAAUUGUCCGCCCGCGUCCCCGGAGCCUCAACUCAGGCCGCAGACCCUCUCCAAAGGCAGACUGGAGCGCCAGAGGUCACGGAGCGCCAUAAACAGGAAAGAGACCGCAGCGUAAAAAAUGAAACGGGAAAGGGGUCCCCAAACUCUGGCCCGCCGUAAAUCCCAAGCAAAAAAAAAAAAAGUAUUAUUAUUCUAAUUUUUUUAAUUGUAAUUUUUACAAUUCUGUUCUCUCUAAUUAAUUUUCUACUGCUUGUUACUCUCGGUGUCUCCUAGCCGCUCAGGCUAAAUAUAUUGUCUAAAAAUGCAUUUUCCCAUCGAUAACAUGACAUCAUCGU